AUGAGACCUUUCACGACCUGCUUCACUUUGCCGUUCAGGCCGAACAACACAUCAAAAGGAAGAACGCGUCCACAGCCAGAGGCAAAGGAACCUGGACGCAACCGGCUUCCAGAGGAGUUGACAAGGGCAAGUCCGUGGAUGUGGAGAACCGGUUCAAGAAGAAUCAGACUGAACCAUCCAAGUCUGGUCCAUCCGACCAAGGGAAAGGGGCACUAUGCCAGAGAUUGCCCCAACAAGCGUGUGAUGAUCCUCAAGGCUGAUGGUGAGUAUGAAUCCCAAGACGAGGCCGAAGUUGAGACCUGGGUUUCUGAUGAAGAGGUAGUCGAUUAUGCUGAGACCGGAGAACUACUGGUGACCAGACGAUCUCUCAGUGCCCUCUUCGACCCUGAAACCGUUCAAAGAGAAAACAUCUUUCAUACAAGAUGUAGCGUGGAACAAAAGGUAUGUAGCUUGAUCAUAGAUGGUGGUUCUUGUACUAACGUUGCCAGCAAGUAUCUUGUUGAUAAGCUAGGUUUGGCCAAGACGCCCCAUCCGCGGCCAUAUCCGCUCAAGUGGCUCAAUGAUGAGACUGAGCUCAGGAUAGCCGAGGAAGUGGUUGUGUCUUUUCAGUAUUGCCGGCCACAUACUUCUAGACGGCCAUGGCAGUUCGAUAAGGAGACCAUUCAUCAUGGCCAGACCAAUGUCUAUAGCUUCAGCCACAACAACAAGAAGCACAGCCUAGCACCUCUAAGAGGGAUUGAGGCCACGGAGUUACCAGCUGAGGUACAAGGCCUCAUGGAGCAAUACAAGGACGUCUUUCCUGAUGAGAUCCCAGCCGGCCAACCUCCUAUCCGAGGCAUAGAACAUCAGAUCGAUUUUGUGCCAGGCGCACCCUUGCCAAACCGAGCGGCCAACCGAGUUAAUCCAGAACAAGCCAAGGAGUUGGAGAGACAGGUCCAAGACCUCAUGGAUAAGGGUUACAUCCGGGAGAGUCUUAGUCCGUGUACUGUUCCGGUCCUAUUGGUGCCAAAGAAGGAUGGAACAUGGCGCAUGUGUGUGGACUGCCGAGCCAUCAACAACAUAACCAUCAAAUAUCGGUACCCAAUACCUAGACUAGAUGAUAUGUUGGACGAACUAAGUGGAUCUGUUGUGUUCUCUAAGAUUGAUCUCAGGAGUGGGUACCACCAAGUUCGAAUGAAGGAGGGAGACGAGUGGAAGACAGCCUUCAAAACCAAGCAAGGUCUAUACGAAUGGCUGGUCAUGCCGUUUGGCCUCACCAACACCCCCAGCACCUUCAUGAGACUCAUGAACCAGGUUCUUCGACCUUUUAUAGGGAAAUUUGUGGUUGUGUACUUUGAUGACAUACUGAUCUAUAGCCGCUGCUUAGAUGACCACCUUAGACACCUUGAACAAGGGCUGAAGGUAGAUGAAGAGAAGAUCAACGCGAUCCAAGACUGGCCUACACCUACUACCAUUGUCCAUGUCCGCAGUUUCCACGGCCUGGCCAGUUUCUAUCGGCGGUUCGUCAAGUAUUUCAGCACCAUAGCUGCUGGCUUGACCUCUGUGAUCAAGAAGAACGUAUCCUUUAUUUGGGGACCAGCCCAAGAAGAGUCUUUUAACAAGCUUAAAUAUAGUUUGACUCAUGCACCAGUCCUUACUCUGCCUAACUUCGAUAAAACUUUUGAGACUGAAUGUGAUGCUUCAGAUCAUGAGACGCUUAAACACCUAAGAGGACGGACCACGCUCAAGAGGAGGCACGCCAGAUGGUUGGAGUUUGUGGAGACUUUUCCUUAUGUGAUUAAGUAUAAGAAGGGCAAAGACAAUGUGGUGGCUGAUGCCCUAUCCCGGAGACAUACUCUUAUCUCGACCAUGGAAGCUAAGAUCAUGGGUUUUGAAUUCAUUAACGAUUCUUAUGCUACUGACCUUGAUUUUCAAGAAGCUUUCAGGAACACCACACAAGGAGCAUUCGGUGUUUAUUACCAGCAUGAAGGGUUCUUGUUCAAGGAAAAGAAGUUAUGCAUUCCCAAAGGCUCAAUGAGGGAAUUGCUGGUUUGGGAGGCUCAUGGUGGCGGCCUCAUGGGACAUUUCGGCCGAGACAAGACCCUAAGUGUCCUGACCGACCAUUUCUUUUGGCCGAACAUGAAACGAGAUGUGGAGAACGUAUGCGCCAAGUGCACUGUCUGUCUCAAGAAAAAAUCCAGGUCACAUCCUUAUGGUUUACACAUGCCAUUACCUAUUCCUAACCACCCUUGGCCUGAGACGCCUUUAGACAUGUCCGAACUGCCAAAGUCUAUGUUCCGCAGCCGAGAAGGUGCAACUAAGGCCGAGUUCGUUAAAAACAUGCAUCGGAGGGUUCGAAUGAAGUUAGAGGAAAAGGCGGCCAAGGUCAAAGCCCGUCUCGACCAGAAGAGAAAGGAGGUGUUGUUUGAACCAGGCGACUUAGUGUGGUUACACAUGAGGCCAGAGCGUUUUCCAGAAGAAAGGAAGUCCAAACUUUCACCCCGAGGCACUGGGCCGUUUCGGGUCCUUGAGAAGAUCAAUGACAACGCUUACAAGCUUGAGCUUCCAGAUGAUGGUGUUCUAAGGCCAGAACCUUUUCAAGGGGAGGGAAUGAUGCGGCCAUCCAAGUAG
Brassica napus (rape) is the source of this 2610-nucleotide messenger RNA. RefSeq lists its product as uncharacterized. Lineage: Eukaryota; Viridiplantae; Streptophyta; Magnoliopsida; Brassicales; Brassicaceae. The transcript has 8 exons. The record is from RefSeq and is a predicted model, not a curated record. The coding region runs from base 1 to 2610 and encodes 869 amino acids.